Molecule: messenger RNA, 1989 nt
Organism: Cyclopterus lumpus (lumpfish)
Lineage: Eukaryota; Metazoa; Chordata; Actinopteri; Perciformes; Cyclopteridae
Product: E3 ubiquitin-protein ligase TRIM50-like
Molecular function (GO): protein binding
Source: RefSeq, a predicted model, not a curated record
UGUGAUAUUGGGCUAUACAAAAUACACUGAAUUGAAUUUAAUUGAAUUAAUAUUGUAAUUACUAUUAUCAUUAUUUAAUUAUGCAAAAAAGGGUUCUCUUAUGGUACCGCCCAUUCUGUCUGUCCACCCAAUCACAUCAGAGAAGAAAGAACACAGUCUUUAUAAAUAUGAACUCGGCUGCAGAAAGACACAUUAGAGUCAGGACCUUGUGUUUUGUGUUUGUUUUUUUGCUUUUGUGGUUUCCCUGGUGGUCUCUGUGGUUCUUGUUCUGGUGGUUCUGGACCCGGUGGUGCUGGUCCUACGGUUGCUGAGGGUUCUAGUCCUGGUAUUGGGGAUCAGUGAGGACAUGGAGCGUCGUCAGAGUCUGGAGGAUCAGCUCAGGCGUCCUGUCUGUCUUGACGUCUUCACUGAACCACUAAUGUUACAGUGUGGACACUCCUACUGCAGGUGUUGUGUGCGCUCCAUGACAAUGGACCUGCUGGGUCAGCUGCAGUGUCCUGUGUGUGGCUGUGCUGUCGAUGGAGACAGUCCUCCUCCCAACGUCAGCUUGGUUCGAAUCAUAGACGCUCUGCAGAGUUUUGUUUAUCCUGACAGGAGGGAGCAUGCUUAUCAAGCAGGGAAGAUAAACCUUCAGUCCAGUACGUUCAGUGCGAAUAUUGACAUCCAUCCAUCCAUCCAUCCAUUAUCACCCGCUUAUCCGGGGUCGGGUCGCGGUGGCAGCAGGUUCAGCAGGCCGACCCAGCACAGCUCCUACUGCAGGCGUACAGAGACCGGACAUAAGUACGGAUCGAUUGCUCCAAGGUUCAGAGAGAUUCAGGAGCUCCAGAAGAAGGAAGAGAGGAUCUUCAGCUCUCUGAACUUUAAAACUGGUUUCAACCACAACGACAUUAAACUCACUGUGUGGAAGAGACUACAGAGAAAGGUCCUGCCAGCACCAGAGCUGAUGAGGCUGGAUCCUCAGACUGCUCACCCGAUGUUGGAACUCUCAUCGGGACACGUGGUGAGCUGUGGGGCUCUGCUGCGGCGGCUUCCUGAUAAUCCAGAGAGGUUCAGUUACAGUUACUGUGUCUUGGCCAACCGAGGCUUCUCCUCUGGGAAACACUACUGGGAGGUGGAGGUUGCUAACAAACCUAAAUGGCGUCUCGGUUUGAUCAAAGGAACGACCAAUCGUAAGGCCAAGCUGGGGAAGAAUCCAGAGAGUGGAGUGUGGUUGAUUGGACUGAAGGACGGAGUUUAUGAAGCCUUCUCUUCCCCCAGGGUGGUCCUGCCGGUGCCUUCUCCCCCUCACCGGGUGGGUCUCUUCUUGGACUAUGAGGGCAGAGGUCUGACCUUCUAUAACAGUGACAGUCCUGAUGAGCUCAGCUUCAUAUAUAGCUUCAAGCUAGAGGUCCAGGGGAAAGUCUACCCCCUGCUAGACGUCUGCUGGCAUGACCGAAGACACAACAAGAAGACCCUGGUCCUCCCCCAGCCUCACAAGGAGCACCUCCUCGCCCAGCCCCAGAAACACGCAGACAAGUCUACCAGCUCAGAAACACAACAAGCUUAAAGGAAUCCUGCAGUCAGCUGUAUUGGAAACUGCCUACUACAUACUACUGCGUUCAUAAGAAGUAUAUAGUAUACGGAACAUAAUAUUUAAAUCAGAUACUGCUCGGUGGUGGACUACCUGGCAGUAGCUUAUUCAAACCAUAUUACACGUAGAAGCUACUGUUUAUACUAUGAAGUUGGUAAAUAUAUGUGUUCUGAUAAAGAGGCGAUGAGCUAUUCUGUCUAUUUAGAAAUAACAUCUUUCCCACUUUGAAAUUACAUUGGUUUCAAUGUGAUGUAUGCAUUUGUUAAACUGUUUUACAAGUGUUCAUCAUCGUGCACAUUUGCAAAUCUUGUAUCAUGUCAUUCAUAUUUGUGACCAUUUUUUAAUUAAUUACACUCCAUAGUGAAACAAUUGUUUGGUUAAACAAAACCCGUUUGUAAAGAAUAGAAAACAGACCAUGA